UAAGAAUCCCCAUUGAUGUUCUUCUACCGUAACUGUGCGGCCACACCAAAUGAGAGCUUUUGUCUGCCUGCUGUUAUUUGGGGAUAAAAUCGACCUUGUUUGGUCUUAGAAACGAGAGCUCAAAGCGGAACAGACGCACGGAAGAUAUAUACACACCUGCACAGCGGUUUAAGCAUAGGAAGUUUAACUUUCUACAUGACUGACUUUGCAAUGUAGCUUGAUGUCCAUCCUAGUGGCAGCACAGCAUUUGUUCACGAAAACACGGACGGAUGUUUCACAUCGCCUCCCUUCAUUAAUACUGCCCUACUUACGGAUUUAUCAUUGACUGACAUCCAACACGACUAUCCUAUUUUGAUGAGACGAUACGUUGUCGUCUGCUCCUUCAACUAUCGUCUGCUUGUGCUGAAAGCUAAUCAGUGAAAUCUUGAUAGUUUCACUGGCACGUGAAAAUUUCAGUGAAGCCGGCGGAGGGUUCAUCCUUCACCUUGAUUAUAUAAACACGUUUGUGAGAUAUAACACCAGAUAGUCAUACACAGAUCUGAUGUUUGGGGUCUGUUGACUCGUCUGCCGUUUGUCGUCGUCGUUUGACUGAAGUUGUCACCAUGAGUAGCCGUUCGAAAACGUCCUCGAAGAGGAAUGGCGUCAAUGGGAAUGGACAUUCGGAAGACCCUAAAGCCCAAUGGAGUACGCAGACUUACUCCCUGGAGGAUCUGUCAGAACAGUUCACACUGCCCCAGGUUGUGAGAUGUACAUCCACUCUACUGACCACCAAGGACAAACCUCUGCCUGUGAAUCUGACACAGCCUAUGUUGCUGUUCGAAACCCGAACAAUACGAAAACUCCUGGCCAGAAAUGUCAUGUAUGAUCCUAGAAUCAGAAAGUACAACGAAACAGACGAAACUAUUGUGAUACCUUCAGACUAUGAAGGUCGCUUCGUCCGGUUAAAGUCUCGCACAGCCAAGGACCACACAGUCCAUCGUUCCAUCGAGUCACUCGCCGCUUGCCGAGUUCCCGCUUUUCUCAACCUCACAAACAUCACAGCGUUCCACUUGUCAAAACACAACAAAACGUCCAACGACUACCCGCGUGUGGAGUACACACCCGGAAACAUCUUCAUCAUCGACAAAGUCAUCAUGGGAACCACCAAAGUCAAACCAGAUUCCAAGAUCAUGCGUGCCAAAUCUGCAAACGGUUUGCAUGUGCAAGAGAUGCAUUAUCUCAAGUGUCGGGAUGAGCGGGAGAGUGAUGUCAUCAUUCCUAUCAAUCAUCCGGGUGAGUUUACAGAGAUUCUGCCGAAUCCUUUCAUGAAUGGGAAGCUUUCUUUGAGAUCGGCAGACAUCAUCACCAGUCAGAAGUUCCCAAUGGUAGUCAGAUAUGUGUACGGUGGAAACAAACCAAGACUGACGCAGUUUUCAGGGUUGUUCACUCUGUUAGAUUCGUUCGAGGAAAGAAGCGUCGUGGCAUGCGUACUAAACACUUCCGGUUUCACACUGAUCGAACUUCCGCUGUCGUCGACCCUCUCGUUCCGGCUUGCUCUCAACAGCCAUGACCUGUUCCCUAUCCCUCUCAUGAAGAGUGCAAUGCGGCUGUGUGAGAAGAAGGCUCCAGUGUUCAAAAGAGACAUCAAGUUUAAAUUUAAAUUCGCGCAAAAGAUCCAGGAGGCCACUGAACAACUGUUGGACAGGUCUAUCUCAGGCGAGAGUGUGGACUUGGUGCCGCCAAGUGCCAGAGACGCUGCAAAGCUCGGAAUCACACAGACAUACUUCUAUUUGUAGCAUGAUUAAAGAUGAAGCAUCGGAGCUGACGUAUUCGGUGACAACUUUACUACACAGUUGGUUAAUAUGGCCGGCCAUGUCAUAUUCUGAAGCAAGAGAAAGGUCUAUGAAAACAUAUUCUGGGUCUCGUUCCCCAAGGCGAUCAUAGCGCUAAGAUGAUCAUAACUCCCAUACUAUAACAUAUUUUUACGAUAGUCGUAGUGCAAAGAUCGCUUUGUGGAAAGGGGUCCUGCAUGACUCGUAAAAAUCUGCCGAGAAACAAAUUACGUGCAAAAUAUGGACGGAACUUCAUGUCAAUCAUGGUCAGUAUAUAAAAAUAUAUGGUUGAAAAAACGACAAAGGAAAAAAUUGCCCUGAUCGAAAAACACAAAAGACUUCCUCUCCACUGAAACUUUAAAGAAUAUUAUCGGUCUUUUAACAAGUUAUCAUCCAUCUCAUGUACAAUACUCCAAAAGUCACAGGUCGAUGUUUAGCAAGCCUGAAAUGCAAGGUGCCCUUCUUAAAGAGAAGCAUUUCUAGAACUGAAUAAGGACAAGUGUUAUGUUGAUGGUUCUGUGAGGAAAUGACUCGGUUGACUUGAUUGCAGUCGCCAACCGUCACUUCACAAAUGUUCGCCUUGUUAUUCAGCAAUCAAUUAGCGUGUUACAUGUGAGGGCAUUAACUCCCAAAUACUCGUGAAUGAAGCUCGUGGGCCAACUGUGAGCGACUCAAGUGGGUAGUGACUGAAGACAAGCUUGGUCAAACCACGCCACAGUGCAGUGUUAUCACUAACUUAUCAGUGGCCCUCGCCUUGUCAGUGUUGUGUUUAUGGAUUGCCAGGAAUGGUCGCACAGAAUACUCAGCGCCUGGAUAUUAACGUGCUUUCUCUGGUCAUGAGUGAGAAAGGGAGACAUCACGUUGCCGUGAGUCAAGUAAAACUGGUUAACCCAAAGAUGUGUGUGUCCAAAUUACCGAUGUACAUAUGGGCGAUGAGCGUAUAGCUCAUGUCCAGUCUUUCUAACAUAAACGGAGAAGGAUUUAGGUAGCUUGGAGCUUGGACGUUUUAUAAUCAAAAUUAUAACACUUGUGGACACGAGACAUAUUGGCCGGUGUUAUUGUUGUGCGUACUUUAGUAUACAUAUAGAUCUGCGGGGGUUCUUGUACAGCGUACUUACUGUACAUGCUGGUCUGAGAGUGUUACUGUUUUGUGUACCUAUAGAUCUGUGGGUUUUCUUGUACAUUGUACCUGACUAGGUGUUCAGCGAACCCAUCCUUGCCGUAAAAAGCGACUGUUUGUCGUAAGAGGCAAAUAAGGGGAUCGGGUGGUCAGGUAGCUGACGUGGUUGAUGCAUAUCAUAGUAUCCCAAUUGCGGGGAUCGAUGCACAUCAUAUCAAUCACUGAAUUGUCUGGUCCAGACUAUUUACAGACCGCCGUAAUAUAGCUGGAAUAUUGCUGAGUGCGGCGUUAAGAACAAACAAACCUGACUAUACAUGUAGAUCUGAGGGUGGUGUUAUUGUACAGCGUACCUUACUAUGCUUUUCGAUGUGUGUGUUAUUCUUGUACAGCGUACCUUACUAUACCUGUGCCCUUGCGGGCGUCAUUGUACCUUAAUAUACAUGUAGAUCUGGGGGUAUUAUUGCUCAUCGUAGCUUGCUAUACGUGUCGCCUGUUUUGUAUUAACUCAUUACUGAAGGCAUUUUAUUUCAUCGAAAUUCGAGAUGUGGAAUUUGUGUUUUACGAAAGUUCAAAUCUGUACACCGAGUGGGAAAACAUGAGAUUUUUUGUUCACGUGGUAAAGGCGCCGCGUCUUCGGGAGGAAUGUGACUGUAUGAGACAACCAAAAACACAGUGCCAUGACAAUAGUUACCACAGGUUCUUCGGUCUUGAAGGAACUAGACUUGGUUUUUUACUAGUUGUUGAUACAAGUCUCAUUAUUAACCGUGACUUUUGGACUCCGAUUUCGACCUACAUUGUUACUGAAAAGGUCAAGCAAAAUGAAAAUUUGUUCGUCGAAAGAGUCGUACUUUUGAUUUAUUGUUUUGUGAGUUGUUCAUGUUGUAGUUGAGGAUGGUGGAUACUAGAGAAAUAUAUGAUAUCAUCAUUCUUUUGAAAACUGUCAAUGUAUGUUUAUAAAUACAUUAAUGCAUUCUUGUUAUCGAAGUGGGCCAUUUUCAAGAUAACGAAGAUAAUUUAUCAUCAAGACAAUAUCCGCCUUUUCGUGAAAAGAAACUUUUCGUGUUCAAAUUGUUUUAUGUGUGUAAAGUUAUAUUUUGUGCCUAAACUAUUGAGCGAUGUCGGUUACCGGCUGUUAUUUUGUUAUACAGCGGUGGAAGAGUUAGCUCCCUUGUAUCAGCCACCACGCGAGGCUGACAAAUGACAUCUUUAUUUGGUAAAUAGGCCACAGGCCUAUGUACAUAGAUUCUGCUCGAUACAUUUUACAGUGACAGAUGAUAUGUUAAUUUUACUUGUGGACAUUUCUUAAUACAAGAGUUUCUCUCACAAACUUUGUACAGUUCAUUCAAAUAUUUUUUCUUUCACAUAUUCAUUCAGCUGAAGCUGUUAUCACUGUCAUUAUUGUAUUUUUACGAACUAUAACUUUCUAUUUGUGUGUAUGUAUAGUGAGAUUUGGCCAUAUGGUUACAAGUACUAUCGUUGUAUUCGAACAGUAAGACAAUAACAGAUAUAUCCUGGCGCGAGAUACGUGACAUAUAAUUCAUAAUCUACAUACAGUAUAUUGCAUGUAUUAUGAUGAUACUUGCUGAAUAGGUCUUCAGCAACCCAUGCUUGCCGUAAGAGGCGACUUACGGGAUCGGGUGGUCAGGCUCGCUGACUUGGUUGAUGCAUGUCAUCGUAUUCCAAUUGCAUGGAUCGAUGCUUAUGAUGUCAAUCACUGGAUUUUCUUGUCCAGACUCGAUUAUUUACAGACCGGCGACAUAUAGCUUUAAUAUUGCUGAGUGCGGCGUUAAACAACAAACAAACAAUAAAACAAACUACUGGCUGAAUAGUCAAGGGCGGUAGUUCUAGGAUCUAUAUAUAACAUUAUAAACCCAUUCACGUUUUAACCUCUAAGAUAAGACAUGUUGCACGAAAUAGUUUUUCUUAAUACACGACAUUUAAGUCGCAUCUAUAUCUCGAAUCUUUGAAUUAGAAACGAUGUUCAUCGUGUUCACCGUGUUUCAUCAAUUUAUGACGUCUAUUCGUUUUAUCCUGAAAUAACCACUUUCAACCAUGUUAUAUCUGUGUGUCGUAGCGCGAGGGUUGCUUUGUGUAACGGGCCAAAGUUUACAUUCCUUUCUCCGCGUGGGGAUUCAGGGUUCCAAUUGGUCCCCAUCAAC
Haliotis rufescens (red abalone) is the source of this 5090-nucleotide messenger RNA. RefSeq lists its product as uncharacterized. The transcript is spliced from 2 exons. The coding region runs from base 603 to 1775 and encodes 390 amino acids. The record is from RefSeq and is a predicted model, not a curated record. Lineage: Eukaryota; Metazoa; Mollusca; Gastropoda; Lepetellida; Haliotidae.